Molecule: messenger RNA, 3362 nt
Organism: Coregonus clupeaformis (lake whitefish)
Lineage: Eukaryota; Metazoa; Chordata; Actinopteri; Salmoniformes; Salmonidae
Product: far upstream element-binding protein 3
Exons: 18
Coding region: 29-1693 (554 amino acids)
Biological process (GO): regulation of gene expression
Cellular component (GO): nucleus; cytoplasm
Molecular function (GO): mRNA binding
Source: RefSeq, a predicted model, not a curated record
UAGUGACAACCGAGAAGUCUGGGUGGGGAUGAUGAUGGCGGAGUUGGUGCAGGGACAGGCCUCCGUUGCUCAGUCCGGAAUGAAAGCUGACGGCUUCGCCGACGCUUUACAUCGGUCUCGACAGAUGGCAGGAACAAUGGGGAAUGAGCAGAUUCCUCACCUAAACAAUUCCCCCCCUAUUGUAGACCCCUCCAUGUAUGGCUACGGGGGCCAGAAGAGAUCGGUGGAAGACGGAGUAGGUAACCCGCUGGGCGCCAUGGUACAUCAAAGGGCUGUUAUGACAGAAGACUUUAAAGUGCCUGAUAGAAUGGUUGGAUUCAUCAUAGGCAGAGGAGGUGAACAAGUUACGAGAAUCCAGAUGGAGUCUGGGUGCAAGAUUCAAAUUGACUCUGAGAGUGGCAGUGUGAUGGACAGAGCCUGCUCCCUUACUGGAACCCCAGAGAGCAUUGAGCAGGCCAAGAGAAUGCUUGGGCAGAUAGUGGACCGCUAUCGAAACGGCCCUGGGUUCCACAGCGAGGCUGAGGACAACAGCUCAGUCCAGGAGAUGCUCAUCCCAGCCAGCAAAGUGGGCCUGGUCAUCGGGAGGGGAGGGGACACCAUCAAGCAACUGCAGGAGAGAAUAGGAGUGAAGAUGAUGAUGAUCCAGGACGGCCCCAUGCCCACUGGGGUGGACAAACCCCUGAGAAUCACUGGGGAUCCCUACAAGGUCCAGCAAGCGCGGGAGUUGGUGAUCGAGAUCAUCCGCGACAAAGACCAGGGAGACUUCCACAGUGGCCGCAACGACUUUGCGUCAAGAUUGGGUGGAAGUACUUUGGAUGCCAAUCCCUCCCUUCAGGUGGCUGUGCCCAGGUUUGCAGUGGGGAUCGUCAUCGGCAGGAGUGGCGAGAUGAUCAAGAAGAUUCAGGGUGAUUCCGGAGUGAGGAUCCAAUUCAAACCAGAUGAUGGCAUCAGCCCAGAGCGCAUCGCCCAAGUGAUGGGACAACCAGACAGAUGUCAGCACGCUGUCCAUCUCAUCAACGAGCUCAUCCAAACAGCCCAGGAGCGUGAUGACUUUGGGAGCUCUGGAGGACCAAGAGGAAGGGGACGAGGCCACUGGGGCAUGGGCUCACCAGGGGGGCUGCAGGAGGUCACCUACACGAUACCUGCAGACAAGUGUGGUCUGGUGAUCGGCAAAGGCGGAGAUACCAUCAAGAGCAUCAACCAGCAGUCUGGAGCCCACGUGGAGCUGCAGAGGAACCCCCCUCCCAACACCGACCCCAAUGUUCGCGUCUUCUCCAUCAGAGGCACCCCGCAACAGAUGGAGGUAGCAUGCCAGCUCAUCGACGACAAGAUCGGAGGCUCAGGAAUAGUGAGCAAUGGUAGUUUUGGGUUUAGCCCUUACACUCAAAGCCCUGCAACUCAUCAAAAUUGUGGCAGUGGAGCCCAGACUUUAAUGACAGGGGGAUGGGGGACUGCCUAUCAAACAUGGCAGCCUCAAGGCCAGCAAGACCACAGUCACAAUGGAUCCCAGGCAGGCCAGAUGGACUACUCUAAAGCAUGGGAGCAGUAUUAUAAAAAGCUAGGUCAGACAUCUCAGCAGCAGAGCUCACUCCCAGAAUACAGUGCAGCUAUGGCAGAAUAUUACAGGCAGCAGGGAGCGUACCUCUGGCCGGGUGCACAGGCAACCCAGGGCCCAGGUCUUCAGGAGCAUUAGAGUGGACACCAUCUAAUUAUGAUUUUGGAAUCAUUGAGACGAAAAGAGAACUAUUAACAGUACUAUUGAGGUUUCUAAAGUAUAUUUUCAACACUUUGCGGCGUACCUUUCCUUUUUGUAAUGCACUCGCUGUAGAAUAACUUAACCUAAAAACUGAUAUUUAACCGGGCAAUUUUGGGAUACACUCUCGUAUAUACGUUUAUUUUUUAUUUUAUUUAAAAGUAUCGCUGUGUCUUUGAACAAGAUGUAGUAUAAUCUAUUUUGUCUAGUUUUUUUGCAAUAAAAUGGUAUUGGUUUAGCAGUCUUGAGGAUUGAGUAUAAUGACAGUUUUGUUUUUGUGAACAAGCAUGUGUUUGCUUAUUGAUUUGUGUUUUUACAUAGAACAUUUUUAAUGUUGAGAUGAUAUGUAAUGUGUUAUUGUUGGAAAAAAGUUUUUCUUUUGUACUAAAUUCCUGGUAUGGUAUCUGUAAUUUCUUAUUUCAUCCUGUUAUUCUUCUGUGUCAUUGUUUUCUGUUCAGGAAUGUGUAAUAUCUCAUUUAGGUUUUGAACAAAUAUGCUGAUAAAUGAGUUAUUAUUCCUACAUUAGACAUCCUAGUUUUAAACCUAAGUGUAAUAAAUGCUUAUCAAAAUGAUCUGUUAGAAAGCAAGGAUAUUAUGAGUUUGAUUUAAUCUUGUUAUUUAUGUUGAAAUAAGGAUUGUUUGUGUAAUGUUCACAUGGAUGCUCUCCCAAUUGUAUGUAUUCACUGCUAAUAUGGUAAAUAUGUUGUUUUGAAAUUUGAUGUGGCAUCUCUCACCCAAGUGCAAAUAUAAACCCAGUAUGUCUUCGGUGCUCAAGACUGCUAAGCCGCUUUCAUUCUACCUGUUAAAAAUAUUUGUUUUUGUAUGGCAAAUGUAAGUGUGAUUUUAUUUAUUUUUUUGUUCCCCCUAGCUUACACAAUAUCCCAACCAGUACACUUUGUUUCUCGCUAACAUUAUUGUUUUUGUGUGAGCAAGAAUGUAUGCUAUGAUUCGUUACAUGAUUACUCCCUACAACUUUUUCUAAUGACAAGGCAUACUAUAACCUACGAUUGUUUUGAAAAUUUUCUCAUAUGCACAGAUAACCUUGUAUUUAAAAGUCAAUAAUUAUUUUUAUUUUUGGGGCAGUUGAUACCAUUUGGGCUAUUGUAAAGCACGUUCCUGUUUUUAGAUGUUUACUGCCUUUUCAAUGGCAAAUUAGUUUAACUGCAGUUACCCAAAGAGCCAUAUCACUGGACUAACAAGUUCAUCUUUCUGUAGUAUACAGUGUAAUUUAGAUACCUUAAGUAUAAAGUUGAAUAUGCCAUAAACAUGAAUAGAGGCAAUAUAUAUUCUCUCUAGUUUAUUUCAAUGCUUUCUUUACUGUUUGACUCAGUAAUUUGUCACAAUUGCUUUUGUGGUAAAAAUAUAGAAUCUUUAUUUUUGUACUGUUAAAAAGUUUAUCUGUCUGAAGUAUAAUGAUUUGUCAAUCUCCCUACCAGUUUUCUUUGUUGCUGUGUACCCUGCUACAAUUAAAUCUAAACUCCCAAGAUCGAGUAUGAAUUUAAUCAUAUUUUAUUUUUUACAGAUAUAAAAGGACAGAUGAAGAUUGCAUGUGGACAGCAAAUGUAAUAACUAGGUUUCUGCCAGAAAAAAAUACCAUAAAUGUAAUGUC